AUGUUCGGUUCAACAAAUCCUUUUGGGCAGUCGUCCAGCCCGUUUGGGUCCUCGCAGUCGGUGUUUGGGCAGCAGACGAAUAAUUCGAGUAACAAUCCUUUUGCUCCGAAGCCGUUCGGAAGCCCAACAACUCCAUUUGGAUCGCAAUCACCUGCUUUUGGGGGUACUUCCACGGGAGUAUUUGGCGCGGCGCAAACGUCUCCUUUCUCUUCGAAUACUACUUUCGGUGCUUCGUCGUCGCCGGCUUUCGGGAGUUCAGUGCCUGCAUUUGGGGCGUCUUCGUCUCCUGCUUUUGGUAAUUCUUUUUCGGCAUUUGGCGGAUCAUCAGCCUUUGGUCAGAAGCCUGCUUUUGGAGGUUUUGGCUCUACUACUACUCCAAGUCCAUUUGGAAGUGCUACCCAACCAUCACAACCAGCAUUUGGAAGUAACACCCAACAAUCACAACCAGCAUUUGGAACUAACACCCAACAAUCACAACCAGCAUUUGGAAGCAGCAUAUUUGGUUCCUCAACACCUUUUGGUGCAUCAUCCCAGCCAGCAUUUGGUUCAACAGGCACUUCCGCAUUUGGUGCGCCUAGCACUCCUGCAUUUGGUGCGACCAGCACCCCUGCUUUUGGUGCGACCAGCACCCAGGCUUUUGGUGCGACCAGCACCCCGGCAUUUGGUUCAACAUCAACCUCAGCUUUUGGUAACACAGGGGGUGCAUUUGGCAUGUCAAGUACUCCUGUGUUUGGAGGUGGGGGAGCCUUCGGGGCUUCAAGUAGUCCUGUAUUUGGCUCAUCAAGCACAUCUGCAUUUGGAGCUUCCAGCUCUCCUGCUUUUGGUGCUUCUAGUAGCCCAGCUUUUAGUUUUGGCUCGUCCACUCCGGCUUUUGGUCAGUCUAGUUCUGCAUUUGGUUCCAACAGUCCAUUUGGCAGUACAACCUCAGCCUUUGGAGGAUCACAGACUCCCACUCCAGCAUUUGGAAGUACUGGUAUGGGGCAGUCAGGAUUUGGAGGUCAACGAGGUGGAAGUAGAGUAGCUAGUUACUCAGCUACAACUGAAACAGAUAGUGGUAACACACCACCUGGAAGAUUGGAGUCCAUAUCAGCCAUGUCUGUUUACAAAGAUAAAAGCCAUGAGGAGCUAAGAUGGGAGGACUAUCAAUUGGGAGAUAAAGGUGGACCACUUGCCUCUGCUCCACAGCCAACUGGUAUGGCUGGCUUUAAUUCAUCUACGACAACAAAUGCCUUUUCUCCAUCACCUGUAUUUGGUCAAUCAUCAGCCAAUCCUUUCUCUAGCACAACACCUAAUUCUAACCCAUUUGCACCGAAGACUUCAACAUUUUCUUCUGGAUUUGGAACUUCAGCUCCUGCUUUCAGUUCAUCGGCUUUUGGUUCUUCAACGUCAGCAGCUGCACCAUCCAUUUUUGGCUCAUCCACAUCUCCGUUUGGUGCCAACUCUUCGUCGCAAGCAUUUGGGUCAUCCUCAUCCCUGUUUAAUACUGCAGCUCAGAGUACAUCUUCACCAUUUGGCUCAAGCAUUUUUGGCAACACCCAGCCAUCUCAAUUAUUUAGCUCUGCAGCCCCUUCAAAUUCACAGUCUAGUUCUGUUUUCGGUCAGAAUACCUCUCCCUUUGGGCAGCCUGGCGGGUUUAGUCAAUCAAGCUUGUUCAGCUCACCUUCGUCUGGGCUUGUUGGAAGCAUUUUCUCAAACAGCGCACCACUCACGUCGAAUGCUAUGACAGGUUUUGGUCAAACAGCGCCGUCAAUGUCAACACCAUUCCAAUCUGCGCAACCUGCUCAGUCAAGUGGUGCCUUUUCCUUUAGCAACUUUGGCCAGACGCAACCUGCUGGUGCAAGUAGCUUUGGUGGAACUUCAGGCAUGUUUUGUCAGAAUAAUUUUGGACUUCAGGCUAUUCCCCAGAAUUCUGUGGUUGCACAAGCAGCACCCGUUACAAAUCCGUUUGGAACACUUCCUGCUUUACCUCAGAUGUCAAUUGGCCGAGUUGGAACUACUCCUUCUGUUCAAUACGGAAUCUCUAGCAUGCCGGCCCAAGACAAACCGGCUACCGUAAGAAUAUCCUCCUUAUUGACUUCUCGCCACCUCUCGCAAAGACGAAUCAAGUUUCCUUUAAGGAAAUAUAAGAAUGAGGGAACAAAGGUUCCAUUCUUUACUGAUGAUGAGGACACUCCAACCACACCAAAGGCUGAUGCCCUUUUCAUUCCUAGGGAAAAUCCAAGGGCAUUGAUCAUUUGUCCCAUGGAGCAGUGGCCUGGAAAGGCUUCUGAGAAAGCAUCUACUUUUAAGGAUAGAUACGCCUCAGUGAAUGGGAAUGGGAUAAGCUCAAGAGAAACAGUUACCGCACCCAAUGAUAGGACCAGCUCAGAGGAUAAAGAGAAGACGGCUGCUGAAAAUGGUGUUGUCAAGGAGCAAGUUCAGCAGCCUAUUCCUACAAAGCAUGUAUCCAAUGGGAGUAACGAAGACCAGUCUCCGCAAAAGGCGGAUAUGUACAAGACACUCGGUGGGCACAGAGCUGGUGAGGCUGCCAUUGUGUAUGAACAUGGAGCUGAUGUUGAGGCACUAAUGCCAAAGCUACGGAGAUCUGAUUACUUCACACUGCCUCGUAUACAUGAACUGGCGGCCAAGGAAAGAGCUGAACCAGGAUUCUGCAGUCAUGUCAGGGAGUUUGUGGUUGGAAGGCAAGGUUAUGGCAGCAUCAGAUUUUUGGGCGUGACAGAUGUACGAGGGCUUGAUCUUGAGUCCAUUGUUCAAUUUAAUAAUCGUGAGGUGAUUGUAUACAUGGAUGAUUCAAAGAAACCUCCUGUUGGACAGGGGCUGAAUAAGCCUGCUGAGGUAACACUCCUCAACAUCAAAUGUUUUGAUAAAAAAACUGGACAUCAGUAUACUGAAGGGCCAAGAGUUGAGAAAUAUAAAGAGAUGCUCAAGAGAAAGGCUGAGGACCAAGGUGCCGAGUUUGUAUCAUAUGAUCCCAAUAAGGGAGAGUGGAAGUUCAGGGUCAACCACUUCAGUGUUUACAAGCUGGUAGAUGAUGACAGUUGGAUACAAGUUGAUGCAUAA
This is a messenger RNA of Vicia faba (fava bean), 3060 nucleotides long. NCBI's taxonomy places the organism in Eukaryota, Viridiplantae, Streptophyta, Magnoliopsida, Fabales, Fabaceae. The record is from the annotation of a GenBank genome assembly.